AUGAAUGACCCUGCACUUGUCUUCCCUCAAUCGUUAAAUCCGAAAGUUUAUGUUGCAUAUCGACAACGGUUUUAUAUUCUGGGUGUUUUCUCGUUUCUAGCAUUCAAUCAAUGUGCAUUUUGGUUAACAUUUUCUCCAAUAUCUCCAAGUACUCAAACAUAUUAUGGAAUUCCAUCGGCAACCGUUGAUCUUCUUCUCAACUGGGGUCCAAUUAUCUUCAUUCCAUGUCUUCCCUUCGUAUAUCUUCUGCUAAAUCGCAAAAAUGGCCUCCGAUACACUGUACUUAUUAUCUCGAUCGCCUGCUUUCUUGCCACUUUCCUCCGCAUAAUUCCCUCAUUGGUAACCUCACCAUCGAGUCCACAUUUUAAAUCGAUAUCUUUACCAUUUAUUCACGCUGGUCAAAUAAUCAAUGCCGCAUGUGGCCCACUCGUCAUGGCUCCCGUUUCUCAACUAUCAUGUCUAUGGUUUUCGCCGAACGAACGAACCCGAGCAACAACAAUGGCAAUCAUGGCGAAUAUAUUCGGUGGAACAAUUAGUUUUCUAAUCAAUCCAGGAAUUGUUUCUCAUCCUUCAAAAGUUCCUCAUUUGCUCUAUUUUCAUCUUGGAUUAGCUACUCUUGCUGGACUUCUAGCAAUUAUUCAUUUUCCUUCACAACCUCCAACUCCUCCAUCGGCUGCAAGUGAACUUCUGAUGAAUGAAAACAGUGAAAUAUCGAGUUUAAAAGCGUAUAAAGAUGGGUUUAUACAAUGUAUGACAAAUCUAUCGUUCGUCUUACUUUCAACAGCAGGCGGAGUUCUCAGCGGAACAUUUGCUGUAUGGACAAGCUUAUUUUCAAGUAUUCUCGCUCCUGAACAUUAUUCCGAAANAAAAAUUCUUCAUAAUCACUUGUAA
Molecule: messenger RNA, 891 nt
Organism: Adineta ricciae
Lineage: Eukaryota; Metazoa; Rotifera; Eurotatoria; Adinetida; Adinetidae
Source: the annotation of a GenBank genome assembly